AUGCAUUGGAAAGGCCUCCGUCUUGUGGCCGAUGGCAAGGAUGGCAAGAGACACAGCACCAUCGAAGGCCCCAGGCGCAGUGAACACCUGCCACGUCCCUCACCCCCGCCACCGAACCCAGGUUAUCCGAGUCAAUCCCUCGCUCGCCCGGUUCCCGACAGGGAGUCGACCGACGGUGUAGCCCAGAUCGACUUCGCACCCUCAUCGGGGGACACUCCCAGCUUGCGUCGCAAUCGAUUUAGCUUCAUGAGACUGCGUCAUGCGUCCGACCCCCAAAUCUCCAAAUCCUACAUCAAGGCGGGCCAGCAGGACGCACCGCCUGUCCCCUCCUUGCCUCCUCCUAAAAUCAUCACCACCGCCCCCACAAGCCACGAACUCGAUCGGCCCAUGAAACAGCGAUCGAAGCUCAACUUCCGACCCUCGUCGCGAAAACAGUCUAUGGAGGAAAUGUCCCGGCAAUCGACGGAGCAACCCAAGUCCCGUCGGAGGGGUCAAGGCUCGGCAGACUCUCAAAUGACAGAUUCAGCGCUUGCAAUGUCCCAGAGCAUCACCGAAGAGCCAGGGAGAUUAUCGACAAACUCCCUUCGCGGAAACCAGCCACACACCGAUUCCCAACGCUCAUCCGUGAUCGAUCCCCGAUUUUCCGAAUCGUCCCGGUCCGACCAGAGCUAUGGAGAUCAAACCAUCACUCGGACCAGUUCUCCUCGCGACACAGGGACUGCCACGGCAGCAAAACGCUUCCGUCUUCCCCGGCUGAAACGAACCAGGAGCCCUCUCUUUCCCUUGCCUCCAAAAUUCCCCCAGGCUCAAGUCAUGGAUAACGCGCCGAAGUUCACUCCAUCGGAUACGCCGAAGUCUGAAGUAUCCGACGCACUUGACCAAGUCUCUCCACUGCCUUCACCGUCUAGGUCUACGGUGGGGCUUGCUGCCACAGUCGCACCAGCGCUGUCGAGGAAUGACUCCACGAAUUCCGCUCGCUCGGUUCGAUCGAAUCCAUCCUUCAACAACAGAGGGCGUUCGUCCACCAUGGGAUCGCUGGCCGAAAACCAGGACGAUUUAACUGUGGCGCCAUAUCUGGCUUCUUCGGCCCGUACAUCGACCUCCACCAGUGGUCGCAAGAGCUUUGGAGAUAUGUUCAACAUUACGCAGAGGUUGCGACAGAACUCCUCUCCGCCUGACCCUCGCCAUGGCUCUCCUGGAGUAAGUGGCUCAGUCACUCCUAUAUCAAAGCCAGAACUACCACCAGUCCCUAAGCGGGAUGAAAACGAUACGCCGGCUUCAUACUUGACCAGAUUGGAGGAAUCUCUACCCCGAGGAAUGAUUGCGGGGGUUUUGGCACAAUCAGAUGAGGAAUUCUACAAGAUCGGCCUACGCAAAUACAUGAGAAGCUUCUCAUACUUUGGUGAUCCCUUGGAUAUGUCCAUCCGCAAGCUUUUGAUGGAGGUUGAACUUCCAAAAGAAACGCAGCAAAUUGAUCGAUUCCUGCAAGCAUUUUCCGACCGUUAUCAUGAGUGCAACCCGGGCAUUUUCGCAUCACCGGACAAAGCAUACUUCAUUGCAUUCUCUAUCCUGAUCUUGCAUACUGAUGUGUUUAACAAAAACAACAAACGAAAGAUGCAAAAGCCAGAUUACAUCAAGAAUUGUCGUGGGGAGGGCAUUUCAGAAGACAUCUUGGAAUGCUUCUAUGAGAAUAUUUCGUACACCCCAUUCAUUCACGUCGAGGAUGCCAAUAUCCGCGAGCGCCAUCUGGCAAAGCCACGCCGAGGCCUUUUCAAAAGCACCAGCACUGAAAACCUCGCCCGGAUCACUCGUGAGCCGGUGGAUCCAUAUGCGCUUAUACUAGAAGGCAAAUUGGAAUCCUUGCGUCCAAGCCUGAAGGAGGUUAUGGAUCUUGAUGAUACGUAUAACCAUUUUGGUUCAGCCGGACCCCCGGAUAUGGAUGCUCUGCACCAGGCUUUCACCAAGUCUGGGAUUUUACAGAUCAUCUCAUUGCGGUCUCGCCCUGAUGCAUUCAUGCCUUCCAGCCUGGACAAUCCUCUCGACUCUAACCCGGGCCUUGUAGACAUCAAAGUUGCCAAGGUCGGUGUGCUUUGGCGAAAGGACCCGAAAAAGAAGAGAGCCAGGUCGCCUUGGCAAGAAUGGGGUGCGAUCCUCACUUUCUCCCAAUUAUACUUCUUCCGCAAUGUGAACUGGGUCCGCUCACUCAUGGCACAACAGGAAGCAUACAUCAAGAAUGGCCGUCGGGGUACACUUGUCUUCAAACCACCUCUUUCUGAAUUCAAGCCCGACGGAAUCAUGUCUACUGGUGAUGCAGUCGCUCUUUUGGAUACGGCUUAUAAAAAACACAAACAUGCGUUCAUGUUUGUUCGACAUAACGCAUUGGAGGAGACUUUCCUCGCCUCUUCGGAGCCCGAUAUGAACGACUGGCUCGCCCACCUCAAUUAUGCCGCGGCUUUCAGAACCACUGGUGUGCGCACCAAGGGCAUGAUUGCCACCAAUUACGAAGGUCAGCGGUAUCGAAAAAGCCAACGACUUGGUUCCAUCUCUUCGCAAAAUUCUCAGCAGUCACAAUCCACUGAUCUGGAGCCACCCUCGCCAAGCAUUGAUCACGAUAUUGUCGCUGAGUUUGUUGCUGCUCGACGGGAACUUAUGAGCCAGAAGAUCCGUGAGACAAAUGAGAAACUUUUCGUUUCGCAGAGGCAACUCGAAGAUCUACUUCAAAAUGCUCGACACCUUCAAGUCCUGACUCCAGUUCAUGCUCGGGCCCGGGAGGGGGUCAUUAUGGCUGCAGGUCGGUUAUCCGCAAAGCUUAGGUGGGUCAGACAGGAUAUUGCGCGCAACAAGUGCUACCGUCAGAUUCUCUUACGAGACCUGGGAGAAGACGAAGAGACCGCAAAAAGCCGCGUUGGCUCCGUUGCUGAAACGUUAUCUCAAGCGGACGCAGCACGCCUGGCAAAUCUUUCUGGGCCCUCUGCCGGGUCAGAGCCCACCACGGAGAGGGCCGGCAGCAUUGUGCCUACUAUCGCUAGCAUAGACACACCCGAACCCAACGUGGCUGUCGCCGAUGAACCAUUGGAAAGCGGGCUAUUGGCGAAACCCUCGACCGAUGAAUCCCGUCGCCCUAGUAUUCCCGGAUCUGUGACUUCCUCUGACAUUUCUCGUGUUGGGCGUCGGCGUUCUGCUGUCACUAUCCCCGAGCGCGCCAAGUCCUAUUCGCCCGAUCCAAAAACCAUCAAACUCGAGCGUGAUGCUUCGGUUCUUAGUCGCACCAGCAGGUGGGAUGGGGCUAGUAUUGCGUCUCGAACCUCGAAGUUGACUUCGCCUGUGAGCUUCGACGACAACGAGGAGCGAUUCUUGAGAGAGGCAGGCCUACUGCAGCUUCCCGAGUCCCCGGGACGCGAAAAAGAGGACCCCGCUCUCGAUCUGACGCCUGUGAAACCCACCGAGGGCGACAUUAUCCCGUCCGACAAGUCCGACAAACCAAGUCGUGUCCGUCGCAGUCUGCAUCGCACUCUGCGUGACUCGCAUGCUCACAGACACCAUUCACACUCAAAGAAAAAGCACGGCUCGGUGUCCAGCAUUGGGCAAGAGGAAGAUGAUCAGGUUUCUGAUGGCGGCGAUAUCCUCCCUCGCAAGGCGCCUAGUUUCACUGUGCAUGGCAAGAAAGCAUCUAUCGUGACCUUCGGGUCAGAAUGGCAGAACAUGCCACCCGAAGAGCGCCUCAAACUCCGAAAGCCGACUCCACACGAGGAGCCACGAGCUUCAGAUCCCACAUUGCUCGAUAGCAACGAUUCUCUCGAAUUCGAUACGAGCCGCGAACGACCCAUGUCGUUACGUAGCACCAGCACUACCACCGGCCUGAGCACCCGGACCAACGAUGAUCUGGCGGAAUUCAAGGACGCGCGGGAGGUGCAGUCAGAAGAGGAAGAUAUCGGACGACCUGGCUCUCCGGUCAUCUCAAUCCCGCCUCCAGACACCGAUCCCACCGAUUCCCCAAUCUCUCCCACAACAACACCCGGCCACCUCCACGCACCAAGACACGCGGGCUCUGCCUCAUCCUCCACCUCCCUCGGCGAGCGAAUCGUCGACCAUCCAUCCACCGAGAACCUACGCGAGCAGGCCGUUGGCGCCUAA
Molecule: messenger RNA, 4134 nt
Organism: Penicillium brevicompactum
Lineage: Eukaryota; Fungi; Ascomycota; Eurotiomycetes; Eurotiales; Aspergillaceae
Product: Arf family guanine nucleotide exchange factor SYT1
Exons: 3
Coding region: 1-4134 (1377 amino acids)
Biological process (GO): regulation of ARF protein signal transduction
Molecular function (GO): guanyl-nucleotide exchange factor activity
Source: RefSeq, a predicted model, not a curated record